AUGUUUCGUGGCAAUGGCGCAGCGCAUGCUGCUCGUUCUUUCCAUGACGCGACAUCAAGCAUUCCAAGUGUAACCAGCCCCUACGCUCGAAGUGAAGCAUUUGCAGACCCGAGACGGAAACAAACCAUCAUCAGUCUCUUGGAUGUCCUGAGCGAGCUUAGCAACGAGGCGUCUUCAGACGGCGAUGCCAACCUUCCUUCCAACUUCGAAGAUGACAGAGACGUUCCUACCGUGGAUGAAAAACUGCAAGUCGCAGGAUCAGAAUCGUUUAACAAAUUUGAGAGACGAAUUGACAAUCUUGACAAAGAGCUGCGUAACUUUGCUAAUGCUGCCCGUCAACUUGGCAGUUCCGUUGGGAUAUUGUCCUCCGCAUUUCGACUACGGGAACGCCUUACAAAAUUGUUGUUUCUAUUUCGGGAGAACGCAGCUACGUUGUUCCCUCGGAAAAUUUCACGUCAACCUCGAGAAACGCUCGUUAACCCUAACCUGAUGGACCGACGACGCACAUGGAGAGGUCAACAACCCCCGCUCAGACCUAUUCAUGAUGACGGCCUCGACCCCGAAAGUUUCCCGGGUCAAUUCGCUAGUUUCGCAGAAGACGUUGUAACGUUCCUAAACUGCCUGAACGAAUUUCCAGAGUUUACAGACGAAGCGGUCAAUACGUCAAUGCGUGCGUUCGAAGUGGAUCUGAAGUAUUGGGCUUCGUGUCUUCAGGAGUACAAAGGUCAAUUUCGAUAUCCAGCAGUGCAACGCUAUAUUCACGAUUUGACGUCGGAAAUUGGGGAGCACAUUGACAACAUCACAGUCAAUCUGUCGAUGUUUAUCGAAAUCGGCGUACCGACGAUUAGGUUCGCCCAGCAGCAUGCAGCAGCAAACCUGCUAAACUUGUCGACAGUCGCGACGUUCUUCUCAGCUGUGACGGCAACGACCUUGCAAUUUUCAUAUCAGUUGACAGAUGGGGUGCUGGAGAAGUCUGUUAACGCAUUCUGGUUCUCCUCGUUGGUUUUCAGUAUAGCAGCCGCAGUGAACAGUCUUCUUGGUCUCACGUGGAAGCAAGCCAUGUAUCGUUCUCCAGGCCAUAGGGUACCUUGGUGGGUAUUGAUAUGGAUUAAGCGGUCGCCUUUAGUCUUUCUCGUCAUGUCUGUGGCAUGCUUUUCCGCGGGCUUGAUGCUGUUCACAUACGCUACAAAUCAGGGAUUUGUCACAUCCACAAUCACAACUGUUUUCACAGCUGUCACUUCUUUCGGCCUUGCUGCCGUCUCUGCUUGGUUCGCCUCAGAGCGAUGGAUAUUUGUUCAGCACCGCGGUCAUGUGUGGCUGGAGGAUGUAAUAAACGAAGCAACCCACCGCAUGCUCCUCCUUUCUGCGGUCGUGGAGUUGCGGAAGAUCAUACACUACUGCAAUCAACGCAUCCUGGCCGUCCGCGGCCUGAUUAGACGAGUGUCUUUCAAGAAGGAGGGCCCGCAGAUGCUUGAACUUGGUCACCGCCACGAAGUAGCUAUAUCCGUGUGUUCGGAAUAUACUGAGCGCCCCAAUUCUAUGGAAGCGCCUGCAAGUGAAGAGAGCGAGACUUCUCGUCGAUCCAUUGCCCGUCAGCGCUUCAAGGGAGCUGUGCGUUCUGUCAUCAUGAUGCAACAGCAGCAAGCAGGGCAGACCCCGUUAUAUCUACGGCCCUUCAUGCCGCCACGAACACCCUCUUUUGAUCGAAAUUCUACAGCGGGAAUGUCUCCCACCCGAUUCUCGUCCAUUGGUUUGAAUACCAUUCGAGGACAGAGAGUUUCGACAUUGAUCCCAAAGCUUAAAACCCUGGAACCCACACAGGACCUCUCCGUACACACUGCUCUUGUUCGUCAUCUGCAAUUCUCCCCAAAUGGUAAAUAUCUCGCUACAUCAAGUUGGGAUCGGUCUUCUGUCAUCUUUCGUGUCGGAGAUUCUUUUCAAAAUCAAGCUGUUCUUGUACACGUGCGAGGCUUUAUCGGCCAGGUGGCCUGGUCUGCGUCUGGUACGAUUCUCUUGACGAGAUUAACUCGUGGAAUCAAGGUCUGGACGGAGGAAGGACUCUGUAAGAGAACAAUCGAUCGGCCGCACUCCGUAUCAUCUAUUGCAUGGCUUCCUGGUAGCGAGACGCAAUUCUUCUCUGUCGAAGGUAGCGAUGUGUUUAAACUGGACGUUCAAGGGAAGGUUCUUGAUUCGUAUCACUUUGGUCGCAUCCAGUUGCACAAUGUAGCUGUGAGUCCAGAUGGCCAGCGGUUACUGGGUGUGGGUCCACUACUUGCGGCACCUAAUGGAUUGCAUCCAAGCCGCACCACUAGGGUUGAGAAACGUAUAAUAGUUUUCAACAUCGAGACUAGAGCAUUUGAAAACCAGACGCCCGUCGUUAACGACGUGCGUGACAUAACGAUGUCCAAAAGAGGUGGAAACGUGCUUGUUUCCUUCGAGCGCAAGACACCUCCGCAGUUAUGGAAGAUGGAGCUAGUGCGAGAUGCUAGAGAUCACGAACGCCCCUAUGCACAAGUCGCGAGGCUUCUUCUCCGCCACACGUAUCUGCCCAAAGCUCAGGUGGAUUUCGCGGGCUCGAGCUACUUUGGCGGCAAAGAUGACCAGCUAGUGUUAUGUGCUGGAAAAGCGGGGGAUAUACAUAUCUGGGAUCGUGAUAGUGCAGCUUUGCUCCAUUACAUUCGACCUCAAACAUUUGGCGGGGACUUGACAUGUGUUGCAUGGAAUCAUUCCACGGACGAACCCUUCAUGUUCGCCACGGGCAGCCACGACGGUACGGUACGCAUAUGGGCGACGCCAGCGGGGGACCGCUCAUCUGAUGACGCAUCUUAUCUCGAGCGGCGCACCGAUGCUGGUAUGACAACAGUUUCAGAUCAGUAUGCGUCUUCGCCCAUUCUGGGCCCAGCGCCGGUGCCCGGAUCCAGCCGUCGUCGAGAAAGAGCACCGACCAUACGGACUACAUUCUCGAUAGGGCCUGGGUAGAACAUUGCUGGCGUUCUGUAUGGGCGCCAUACAAUGGACGUGUGUAGGUCUGUGUGUUCUUGUUCAUCUGGGCUUUAUAGAUAGGUAUAUAUUUUGUCUUCUUUGUUAUUUUAUUCACGACAGCAUAGUUUUUAUGAUACAACAAUGUAAUCGCACGACUAUUCUUCCUAUACCCUCUUGGUGUAUCAUAACUACAGCUUGAAAAUAUAAAGCAGAUAUAUUGGUUGAUUGUGGUAACAUCAGCUGCCACUGGGCCUCAGUCUGGCCAGUCGCUUAAUGCCCA
This is a messenger RNA of Suillus clintonianus, 3262 nucleotides long. RefSeq lists its product as uncharacterized. Gene Ontology annotation, biological process: proteasome-mediated ubiquitin-dependent protein catabolic process. The coding region runs from base 1 to 2979 and encodes 992 amino acids. The transcript has 23 exons. The record is from RefSeq and is a predicted model, not a curated record. Gene Ontology annotation, cellular component: GID complex. Gene Ontology annotation, molecular function: protein binding. NCBI's taxonomy places the organism in Eukaryota, Fungi, Basidiomycota, Agaricomycetes, Boletales, Suillaceae.